CAACACGUCGACUUUAUCUCCUCGGCGGUUUUCCCCUUCGCUUAAAUUCAGCCCGACUUGUCAGCGGAGUUAAAGCCGGUGAACACGGAGUUUCUGUAGGGAGCAACAUGCGCUCCUUAACGGGACUAGCUGCCAUUGUCGGGACAGCAAGUGUCUACCUCUACCUGCUGUCCACGCAUCUUCCCCCGGGACCGAAGCCGCUCCAGCCGGGCACCGAGGGAGAGGACGAGGAGGUCCAGGAGUACAGGGUGAAGUUCCCGUCUGACCUGGAUGACCUACGGGAGCUCGCAGACAUGCUCAGAUUUUACAAAAGACAACAUUACGGCUACGUUCUGCUGCUCUUCUGUAGCGCUUACCUGUAUAAGCAGUCUUUUGCCAUACCUGGCUCCUCCUUUCUGAACAUGUUAGCCGGUGCAAUAUUCGGGCCCUGGGAGGGUCUGGUGUUGGCCUGCAUGCUCGCCACCACAGGCUCCACAUUCUGCUUCCUGCUAUCUGCAGCAUUUGGAAAGCAGUAUGUGGUGUACCUCUUCCCUGAGAAGGUGGCCCUGCUGCAGAGGAAGGUUGAGGAAAACCGUAGCAGUCUGUUCUUCUUCCUCCUUUUCCUUCGUUUCUUCCCUAUGACUCCUAACUGGUUCCUUAACAUCACCUGUCCUGUCCUCAACAUACCGAUUCCUAUUUUCUUUUUCUCUGUGUUCAUAGGUUUGAUCCCCUACAACUUCAUAUGUGUUCGUACGGGAUCCAUCCUCUCAGAGAUCUCCUCCCUGGAUGACAUAUUUUCCUGGGGGACGCUGGCUCAGCUCCUCACCAUCGCCCUCGUGGCUCUCGUGCCCGGAGCGCUGAUCAAACACUACAGCAAAGGUCACCUUAAGGUGGAUGGCAUAGACAGCAAUGGAAUCAGCCAGACCGAUAUGACGCAGGAACGGAAGAGACGGUGACUGUGUGGUAGAAGAAGACCUAAAUGGAACUGAGGUGGGGAGAAACUGACCGCCGAUUGGCAUGUGACCUUUUGUUGACUCCAGAUUUCUAUAAGGUCACACCAGAGGGUUAUCAUACUUACAGUAUGAUCUGUCCUGAAUUUGUCUUCUGAUCAUGUUACACCAAGUUUUAAUACUGCAGUUUCCCCAAAGGUUUUGAUGGGCCUAGAAAGUUCUUAGGCUCCUUGGAAAAAUAUGUGCCUUAAAGGUCACCAAAGUUAAAUGGAUGUUUCAGGAAAGGCUGAAGAGUUCUCAUUGUAGUGAAACGUUUUGGUCAGUGCAAUACGGCAGCAGCCUUUAAAUUAAUUAAAUGCCCUAAUAUGAUGGCUUCAUCAUUUAAAUAAAUAGGCUGGAAUAACGUGCACCUAAUGACAGAUUUCACUAUCUGCAGAUUAUUGUCAGAUUAUUGUCUUAAUUGAUCUGUUGACAGUGCUGAUGUGACAGUGACUGUCGUACUGUGAGUUUCCAUUUCUGAGCCAAAUGAAGGGUUUCUGCUCUGCGACAUGUCUGUGAUCUGUCAAACAUUAUUUGAUUGAAUUUAGUGCCUUAAAAUUCUCCUUUACUCAGUGACUCGUUCAGCAGUCACUGAAACCUAAUGGAGAAAACGUAGCAUAUUUGGACCUGAAAAUGUUGUGAGAAUGCGUGUCUCUGUUUCCUAAAGUCUUAAUGUAGCUGUUUUUCACAUGAGAGGGGGUCCCAACAAAGGAAAUAACCAAAUCAUUUAAAGCAACAACACACUGUUAUGUGGAGCUUUUCUCAGUUUAUUUACAGUAAUGACCUGGGUGGGUUAAGGCAGAUUUUUCUAAUGAUUACCACCAGCAGUGACUGAAGAAUGACCCACUUUUUUUAUUUUAAAGACCGCACAUUGAAAUCACUGUUGGAAAACACUAAACUCAGGUACCAAAGAGUUAAAAUCAUUGUAUUAUGUCCUUAUUAAAUAUUUAAAAUGCAGACAUGAGAAGCUCAUAUGUGCUCCUGAUAGCACGUGUGGUGUUGCACUUCAUGUUUGAUUGGACUUAUUUAUUUAUUAAGUCAAUUUAUGAGAGCAGAAAAAAAACAAAAAACUUUUAGGUGCAACUGUAGCGUAGCACGGGGGGUCCAGGGUAACCUGGAGUGAAAAAAUGAAAAAUCUUUACAAAUCUGCACCGUCUGAUGUAUUUUUGAGGCAUUUCUUGAUUAACCUCAUUUCAGGAUAUUUGUUUGUGUAAAGUUUUUGAUAUUGAACCUUACACUGUGUCCUGGGUGUACUACAGUUCAGGAUUUACAGAGUGAUCAUGUGUUGUAAUGUAGCUGCUCACUCUGUGGACUUUUGUGAUUUCACUGUUUUGUGAAUGUAAAAAAGACCCAAAGUGCCAAAAUGAUCUCGAUCUGCUGUUUAGUCACAGCUAAGAGAAAUAAAGUUUGUUUUUUUGUCAGUAGCAUGAAGUGAUUGUCUUAUGUAUAUGGGGCUUGUUAAGUAUGUUGCAUUUAGUUUCUAAGGGCUUUUUGUGUGGGUGGAUGAGGUUUUUGUUUUUUUCCUUCUUCGAACAAAGAAAUGUAAGGAAAAAAAAGCUUUUCUUCCCCCUCCGCCAUGUUGUAGGCAUAGGCCGUACAAAAAGAUGCACAUAGCUUCCAGAUGAAAAGUAAAGCCAACAUUUAUGCUUUAAACGUUGUUAUUAAUGGGCAUCAGAGGGCAGCCUGUGUGGUUGCAAAAGACUUAAAAGUCCUGUAGAAGCUUGUGGGAAAUGGCCCUGACCUCAGUAAGCCCAUCAGUGAUGAGAUUAUGAGCUCAGUCACUAGUUUUCAGUCAUAUUAAACAGAACAUUGUGUUUAAAUUUUGGUCAUUCUGAGUCAGAUUAUCCAGCAUACACGGUGGCUUUAUCCAUUAUAUUGUCUGUGGUUGUACAUAAUGUAAUAAAAGCUAUAAUGGUUAUAAUGUGUUUUUUUUUUUUUGUUUUUUUUAACCAUGUCAUUUUAGUUGUGAGUUUAAAAUUAAAAUCAAUUGUGUGAAGU
This is a messenger RNA of Archocentrus centrarchus (flier cichlid), 2966 nucleotides long. Its product is annotated as transmembrane protein 41A-B-like. The coding region runs from base 108 to 935 and encodes 275 amino acids. NCBI's taxonomy places the organism in Eukaryota, Metazoa, Chordata, Actinopteri, Cichliformes, Cichlidae. The record is from RefSeq and is a predicted model, not a curated record. The transcript is spliced from 5 exons.